AUGAGAAGAAGAAUCUCAGAAUUUCGACAUGAGGCACAUGAAUCAUUCUUUGAGGCUGUUUCACGGUUCAAGGAGUACAAGAGAGAGUGCCCUCACCAUGGUUUUACAGAGAUUGCUUUGCUAAACUUCUUCUAUCAAGGAGUUGAUGAGAAAUUCAAGAUGGCGCUCAACACCGCAAGUCAAGGGGACUUCAUGACUAAUACUAUUUCUCAAGCCAACAUUCUCAUUGAUAACUUGGCAGCAAGCAGCAAAAGUUCAUACCAAGACUAUGUGCAAGGCGUGGAGGAGAUCAAACCAAAAUCUGAUUUUUCAGAAAUCUUUGAGCUAAAGUCAUUAGUUGCUCAACUUCUCAAGAGCCAACAAGGCAAUGGUGACCUAUGUGAGAACGUGGUGGCUUCUAGCAGAAAGGAUCAUAAAGAUCUCAUUGGUGAAAGUUCUUCUAAGCAUCAAGAAGGAGUGAAUUAUGUUGGUGAGUUUGGAAACAUCAAUGAAAACCGAAAUCACAACGGUUUUAACCAUGGAAACCCUCAGCCAAGCAUUGGAGAUCCUCUUCUAGACCAAGAUCACGUGGUCAUGACACCUAAGAGAGAAACCUUGAAGCUAUGA
Messenger RNA from Microthlaspi erraticum, 606 nucleotides. Lineage: Eukaryota; Viridiplantae; Streptophyta; Magnoliopsida; Brassicales; Brassicaceae. The record is from the annotation of a GenBank genome assembly.